GUAAUACGCAGCAUGACUUGAUUUUCCUCGGCGAUUUCAAUGUUCAACGAUUAACGAUGCCAGUACCAUCAGACAAAAUAGCGUCUUAUCUCUUUCAAUCUCGUAUCGAGGGCCCAGUAUGGCUCGAGGCGGAGGAAAUUGCCCUGUUGCGCGCUCGACGAUCUGAAGCGGAGUCUGAGGCAGCGAGCCUCAGCGAUCACAGUGGCGCGCUGAAGGAUGCAUACGAGAAAUCGUUGCGUCGAGAAGAUGCCAAGCUAUCCGAAAUCGCUUUGAUCCAGAACAUUCUCUCUCCUAUCCGUCGACUACCGCUGGAAAUUCUAUCCCAAAUUUUCGAGCAUGUAUGCCUUCCUAAAUAUCACGAACGGCCAGACGAAGAUGUUAUCAACACCACAUUUGCUCUUUGUCAAGUGUGUAUAGCGUGGAGAAUGGCUGCUUACACAACUCCGGCCAUCUGGUCUAAGAUAUGCAUCGAACUGGACAGAAAGCCAGAAACGUUCUCUGGAGAUGUAACCUGGGUCAAAGAAUGGCUCACUCGAAGUAGAGGUCUACCUUUGGAUAUAUAUCUAUUCUUAAUAGAUGUAUGGCAUGUAGUCACAGAAGAUGUGAAAGACAGAGUAAAUGAAUGCUUGGACUUCAUUCUCAGUUUCCGUAGUCAAAUUCGGACCCUCGCUUUAUCGGGAUAUCCGCCGUUCUUCAUUCCACUCUUCCGCGUUCCGCGCGCCUCGAUGCCUCUCCUGGAGAGUGUAUCAAUCAGAGUUACCGACUAUCAUCAUGAUGAUUCUGUCGAAAAUUUGAUACAGCAACAUCCUUUCGUUGAAGUCCUACUAGGAGCACCGAGACUGCAGACACUCAAGAUCCAGGAGUCCGGAUGUCAAAUGUCGAUCGUGCAGGGACUGGCACUACCUGUGGAACAACUGACUUCACUGGAGAUCGGGGCGGACAAAAAAUCGGCCUUUGAUCCAAUCGCCUACUUGAAUAUGUUGCGUCACUGUACAAACCUUCGCAGUCUCAAAAUUGGAUUUCCAAAACGUACGACUCGACAUCUCUCUCUUUUUGGGUCCCACAAUAGCUUUCCCCUUUUUCUCCCCUCCCUCAAGUCCCUCGAUAUUCUCAAUGGGUAUUAUGGCGGGGAGUUUCUAAGUUGCUUCUCUGUACCUCUUCUCAAAGAUUUGACUCUCCGUAUGUUCGGCCAGGCAAAUAUGUUAGACCUUCCUACCGCAUUAUCUGGUCUUCAGAGCCGCUCCAUGACUGUAUUGUCAUCUCUAGCACUUCAGGUCAUCCUGAAUGUGGAUACGGCCCCUGUGUCCCAGAAUUUGGUGGCUAUCCUCGCCAUGUUCCCCACACUCGAUGAAUUCCGGCUCUCUACUACUUCCAUCGUUAGCAGAUUUGACCUAGGCCCUAUUCUUCAAGCUCUUACUUUUGUUAAAGGGCGUCCUGUUCUUCUUCCAAAGCUUACAGUUAUCGAUCUGGAGCUUACAGCCAUCAGGAUGGACCGUACUACAGACGAAUAUCCUUCGGAUCUGACCUCUUUGGUUCUCUCUCGGUGGUGGCCAGAUAAUUCUGAGUUGCAGGUUCACAAUGGUAACCACGAGGAAACCUCUGAACACCCAGGCAUGUCCAAAUUACGACAAGUGAUUUUGCGUGGGAUCUGUUACAAGGGAGCAGAUAUAGCUCCCAUAUCAGCACUCAGUGGACUGAAGUUGACACUCGAAGAAUGUCUUAGGCUGAAAUAA
Molecule: messenger RNA, 1733 nt
Organism: Lentinula edodes (shiitake mushroom)
Lineage: Eukaryota; Fungi; Basidiomycota; Agaricomycetes; Agaricales; Omphalotaceae
Exons: 1
Coding region: 57-1733 (558 amino acids)
Molecular function (GO): protein binding
Source: RefSeq, a predicted model, not a curated record